CAGUCCACUAAAAAUCCGACCAAAAAUCUGUUAUUAACCAAAACAAUCCUUUUUUAUGUGUUAAUUAUCCACAAGAUCAUUAACUUUACUUUUAAUUCUCACCUCAAUGUUGUUAUCUUGUACAAUACCAACUGUUAAACCCUUUUCCUUAUCUUAUCAAAAUCCCACUUCACAUUCCUUAAACCCUUCAAAGCAUAAGAAAUUCAACUUUAAAGUUUCAGCAGCUGCUGCUGAACCUAAUACUGAUAAUGAUAAUAAUUAUAAUAAUAAUAUAAAAUUAGAGUAUACCCCAUGGCUAAUUGUUGGUUUAGGUAAUCCUGGAAAUAAGUAUCAUGGUACUCGCCACAAUGUUGGUUUUGAAAUGAUUGAUCUUAUUUCUAAAGAAGAAAAGAUUGUGAUGAAUACGAUACAGUCGAAAGCCCUCGUCGGAAUAGGUUCUAUUGGAGAGGUGCCCAUUCUGUUAGCAAAACCUCAAGGAUAUAUGAAUUUCAGUGGAGAGUCGGUCGGGCCACUUGCUGCAUAUUAUCAAGUGCCGUUGCGUCAUAUUUUACUGGUAUAUGAUGAGAUGAGCUUACCGAACGGUGUACUGAGGCUUCAGCCAAAGGGAGGACAUGGGUAUCAUAAUGGGGUAAAAAGUGUUAUUGAACAUUUGGAUGGUCGACGUGAAUUCCCAAGGUUCUGUAUAGGCAUUGGGGAUCCACCGGGCACCAUGGACAUGAAGGCCUUCCUUUUGCAGAAAUUCAGUGAUGUUGAAAGGAAAGAGAUAGAUGCAGCUCUGGAACAAGGGGUAGAUGCCGUGAGAAGCCUGGUAUUGAAUGGAUUUAACGAUAGGAUCACAAGAUUUAAUUUAGGGCAGAAGUAUAAAUAUAACAAAGUUUAAGCUCAACCCCAUCUUGGAAAGUUGUGCUUUCUACGCUGAACCCAUUAUGCAUCGCUAAAUCUCAAGGAUGACUUGCGGGCAACAGUCGGACCGGGCUACUUCUAGGUUUAAUUCUUAAGUUAUAGUGAUUGCAUUAUAUGACUGUGUCUACUAUAAUAGUAACCUUAGUUUUUGAUGUACUAAUGGCUUUUGAAUCUUUCUAGCUAUUCUUAUAAUUUCUUUCACCAUAAUCUGCAAAACCAUGGACCCCUUGUUACAAUUUAUAAUAUGUGAAAUAUUUCUGGAGAA
This is a messenger RNA of Erigeron canadensis, 1168 nucleotides long. RefSeq names its product chloroplastic group IIB intron splicing facilitator CRS2-B, chloroplastic-like. NCBI's taxonomy places the organism in Eukaryota, Viridiplantae, Streptophyta, Magnoliopsida, Asterales, Asteraceae. The record is from RefSeq and is a predicted model, not a curated record. The coding region runs from base 107 to 880 and encodes 257 amino acids. The transcript has 8 exons. Gene Ontology annotation, molecular function: peptidyl-tRNA hydrolase activity.